Oryctolagus cuniculus (rabbit) is the source of this 1147-nucleotide messenger RNA. RefSeq names its product all-trans retinoic acid induced differentiation factor (gene ATRAID). The record is from RefSeq and is a predicted model, not a curated record. Gene Ontology annotation, biological process: positive regulation of osteoblast differentiation. Lineage: Eukaryota; Metazoa; Chordata; Mammalia; Lagomorpha; Leporidae. Gene Ontology annotation, cellular component: intracellular membrane-bounded organelle.
CUGGCCUGCCGGUGUGUCGCGCCCGCCCGCGGCAGUCCCCUCCCCGACGCCGGCCUUGCGCCCCGGCUUCGUCCCUGGAGGGCAGCCGCCGGGAUCCCGCAGCCGCGUCCGGCUCGCGGCGACACUCUCGUCACUCUGGCCUCGGGCGCUCGCGCCGACACCACGUUCAAAGGCCUUUGAAAUUUGAUCUCCUCGCUGCUUCAUCUUUGAAUGACUUAAAAACAUUGUUGGAACGGACGGGUCUCUGGCUCUCGGGCUCGCUGUCCACGCACUGUGCCGCGGUUGGACGGUACCUUCUGUGGAGCUUGAUGAGUUCUCGGAGUACCCGCAGCCUCUUUACACCCGGCCAGAUCUGCAGCCAGUGUCCAGGGGGUGUGCACAACGUGUCCGCAGUGGCGGUUUACUGUGAGCAGACACCGGGGCUAACGCUGCGUGCGCGCUGCUGCCUGGGUCCGACGGGCGCCAUCGUGGGGCUGGAUCUCCAGAACUGUUCUCUGAAGCAGCCUGGCCCAAACUUCCCUCAGGCACACAGCGCUGUCAUCAUAGAGCUGCAAACAAACCCGCUCCAGGGUGACCUGACCGACACCUUCCGAGGCUUUACACAGCUCCAGACAUUGGUACUGCCGCAUGAUGUCAGCUGUCCUGGGGGUAUUAGUGCCUGGGACACCGUCACCUCUUACGCAGACAACCAAACCUGCCAAGGGCAAAAGAACCUUUGUAACAGCACUGGAGACCCAGAAAUGUGCCCUGAGAAUGGCUCUUGCGCCCCCGAUGGUCCAGGUUUCUUGCAGUGUGUGUGUGCUGAUGGCUUCCAUGGAUACAAGUGUAUGCGCCAGGGCUCGUUCUCACUGCUUAUGUUCUUCGGGAUUCUGGGAUCCACCACCCUGUCCAUCUCUGUCCUGCUUUGGGGGACCCAGCGCCGAAAAGCCAAGACGUCCUGACCACAGGGGUGUUCUGCUGCUCUAGGACCACCAGCCAGGGAGAUCUGCGGGCCAGACGCGCGCGGUGGGCCCGUGGCGGCUCCUCCAGGCUGAAGCUGCUGUCGGAAGGCAGGCGGGGAACUGCACCGCCAGGAGUGUCAGGCGCGGGCCCUUGCGCGAUUCCACGUGUGCUGCUGACUAUUAGAAUAAACACUUCUCUGUUUUUA